GAAAUACAAACCGCGAUUACAAAUGGCGUCAUUGUGAGUUGUCCUUUUCGCACAGAAUUUUCUCGUUUUAACGUUAUCAAAACAACAAAUACUGUUUACCAAACUCCCAAAAUGGUAUGGUACGGCAUAUUAUAGCAUACAAAUUUAUAUUUUGUGCGCUUUUAAACAAAACUGUCUAGACAAUGGCUUCAACUGGGCGAGGCAUAUUUGUCCCAAUAAUUCUGGGCAUGUGUGAUAUCUUUUAUAAGUGUAAUAAUAUUGUGUUCUAGAGUUAGUGCGUUAGAUUUGAUAAUUUAAAAUGGACAAGAAAAAUAAGAAGAAAACUGUGAUUAAACGAAAAAGUGAUGAUCCGGUGGAAAGUGAGAAAAAACCAAAGAUAAUGGUGAACCGCGCGAAAAUUGAAGAUGACAAGGAGAAGGUGGAAGUUGUGAAUCAGGUUGUCGAGGUGCCUGUAGAACAGGGUCAGCAGAUCGUCCAUACGGGGCAAUUGGUUGAAGGGAAUUUUGAGCAACCGGUAUUUGUAAACAUGAAGGGGGAACCAAUCCAAUUGGGGCCUAAUACAGUGAUAUUAUACGAACAGAGCGGAAACCCCUCCAAUUUUGCAUUCGGGGGAAUGUGGUCCAUGGAUUCUUCUGGACGGAUUGUUAUGGCAGACACUAUUUACGACGUCAAGGGAGAGCCAGAAGAGGAAGGCAGCUCUUUUGUUCAGAGUGCGAACGAUGUCAACAACCAACAUGUAGAGGAGUCUAGCAACACAUACCAACAGUUUGAGUUAAACAGCAAUAGCCAAGUUGAUGGUCCUCAGGAGUAUGAGGUGGCGAUCAUUGAGAACCCAGAAGAUACCAGCGGGAGGUCAGAUUCUCAAGUAAUAAUGACCGAAACUCAGCUAGUGGGCACCGGCGCGAAUGCCGUGCGCUGGCUAAACCAGAAGUUCGACUUUGUUGUGAGGAAACUGCAAUUGAACUAUGAUGCCGGUGUUAAGCUGCUCCACUCCCCGUCAGGGUGUAUUCAGUGUGUAUACUUUACAACGCCAAAUAUGCAGAUGGCCUUCAAUGCAGUACCACAAUUCCUUUGUAUUGAGACAGGUAUAGAGUUCAACACGUCAAUCCCAAUGGUGGGUGGGACCGGCAGUCCCAGCAUAAAGCACAAUGUCACACUGUUUUUAGCCGAAGAUGGAAAUGGGAAAUCUGUUAUUGUCAGUGGUGGUAUAUCAACAUUAAUAGGCGACGAUCUAACUUGGCUGUUGGACACAUUCAAGUCGUGCAACCCCGCGUGGAGACAGGUGCGGUGCGUUGUGUGCGACCCCACCAAGAAUCAGCAGGCGGUGAGCGCGGCGUUCCCCGCGGCGCACACGUCGUGCUCCGUGUGGCAGGCGGCGCGCGCGCUCGGCCGGCUCGCGGCGGCCGGCGCGCGCCAGGACGGCGGCGCCGCGCUCGCGCCGCACGACGUCGCCGCGCGCGCCAAGACCUACGCGCUCGCGCUGCUGCGCGGCGACCACACGCCCGCGCAGCUGCAGGUGUUGAAGCGUGGCAUAAUCGGCACCGGAGCGGGCACGCUGCGGCUGUGGGAGCUGCUCACGCGGCCCGGCGAGGCCGUGGCCAAGUUCGACUCGUGGCUCGAGCAAGACAACUAUACUAAUAUACUGCACAAGGGUCUGGAGCGUUUGGUCGGCAAGUUCAACAGCGUGAUACGCAACUACAUGCAGCCGGACGAUUUCGUGUCCCUCUUCUUCAACGUCGCCAAUCAGCUGGAGGAAGAGAGACGGACGUUCUCGCUCAACAGAUUGCGGGAGACGGAGUCAUUAAAGUUAUCGCCCACGGACACGAUAACGCAGUACGCGUACAAUCUGAUGAGCCAUCAGACCAAGUUGGCGCAGAAGUGUCUCGACGAUAGAGCCGGCAGAAGGCACAGCAGCGCGGCGAUCUGCAAGUACGGCACGUCGACGCAGGAGUGCUCGUGCCUCUUCAGCAAGGUGUACCGGCUGCCGUGCCGCCACAUACUCAUGCUCACCACUGAGCUCAAGGUGAAAACUCACAUACCGUUCGAGCCGCGCUGGACGGUGCAACACUGUCUGUUCGGCUGCGAGAACACGACCAACACGCCCAGUACUACCACCGCAAGCACAGGGUACAUGGAACAGGUUGUGGUGGAGGCGGAAGGCUCUAGAACGACUCUGCAGCAGCCUCAACAGAUACAUCCGGUGGGCGGUGUGAGACAACAGCAAUAUGUAUUAGCGACGCCCGGUCAGACGGCGACCCCUGUAUCGCAGGUGAUAUUCUGCGGCAGUAGCGUCGGCGGCGUCGGGGGCGUCGGUGGCGCGCCCGUCAUCACCUCCGUGCUGCCCGCCGGCGGCGCUGUGCUCACGCCGCACCACGUGCACCAGUGAGCGGCCACCGCCCGAGGCAGUGCAGUGAAGAGGGGAGUGCGGGGAGAGAGGAGAGAGGAGGAGGGAUUUAGUGCAUCAGUGUAGUGUGGGGGAUGCUAUAGUGUGAUAGUGUGAGGACGGAGCGAUGUAGUUGUGUUGGGAAUAGAAAGGAGGUAAAGGCGAGCAGACAGCAAGAAAGUGACAGUUAAGGACAGAAAAGUGAAACCUGUGACUUUAGGUUAACAGUGGAGAUGCAUUACAUUGUACUCUAUGCAAUAGUCCAUCUAGAAAUUGAGCAAACAGCUACACUAACGAAUUUUAGAGAGACGAUUGUAUAGAAACAAACAGAACAAUGAUACAAUACAAUGUGAAAAAUGAAAAAUAUAAAUAAAAAGACUUGGGCACAUUAUCCACCAAUUGUGAUGAUUAUUAUGAUCAAGAUGAGCUAAGAUUGUUACUUGGACAUCCAAAAAAAAAUGUGACAAUGUUGUUUGUGACGUGAACUUACUGGUGACUAAGAAUGUACAUAUUGAUAAAUAGAUUAGUGAAAUAAUGGGAGACAAAAGUCGUUAAAUUUAACAUAAUAAAAGUCAUAUUUGACACUGUUUGCCCAAAACCCAUUCUCACUAUUAAUCUAUUGAGACAUAAAAGCAUAAUAUUUGUAAAGCAAAUCUUACACUAUGUAUUGCUUAUGUGUUCAAAGGACGGGCUCUUUUCAAAGCCUGUAUAACUUUGAACUGCCAUCUAAAAUGACAAUGAAACUAUCCAAGAGAGGAGCUGUCUAAUAUUUUGUUAAAGUUGUUUUUAUUAGUUAAAUUUUUUCCCUGUUAUACACCGUGACAAGUUGUGUGGCGUUGGCGAAUAAAUUUGACGCCGCUUAAAGAAUUUUGAAUGCCAUAAAAUUUGGCACGGGUUAUAGCAAAGAAGACUUGUAAAUAUAUAGUUAAUAACUGUAGAUCAAGCGAUUUAGAAGUUUUUGUAAGGCAGUAGAGGCAAUUUUGUUACUCAAUAUGAAUUUAUAAGCAUUCUACUGAAAGUGAAUAAUAUAUAACAAUAACAUUAAAUUAAAAUUAAAUAAAACCCCCGACCCCAUUUUGUAAUGUUGACAUAGUGAAUUGUAUUUUACUAGUCAACCCUUCUCACUUGAUGCCUGUACUGAGGUAGAGUGUUGAAAAUAUAUAAUCUGACAUUUUGUACGGGCCGCCAUCUUUGACCGAUUUCAUCAUUAAAAAAUCAUUAAAAAAAUCCAAGAGCGACAUGUAGAACUGACAUUAAAUUGAAAAAA
Messenger RNA from Zerene cesonia (dogface butterfly), 3650 nucleotides. RefSeq lists its product as uncharacterized. Bases 299 to 2386 code for a protein of 695 amino acids. NCBI's taxonomy places the organism in Eukaryota, Metazoa, Arthropoda, Insecta, Lepidoptera, Pieridae. The transcript is spliced from 15 exons. Gene Ontology annotation, molecular function: zinc ion binding. The record is from RefSeq and is a predicted model, not a curated record.